AUGUCCAAUCCACAGCCCGCUACCGUAGAUACCGGGUCUAUCACCGAGCCUGGACCUCUGGAGAACACCUACACCUCAGACCCCAGCCUUGAGCGGACCCUGGCAUGGUACCUACCAUCCGCUACAUUGAAAUCUGUACAACCACACCUCACUCAGCUUGGUGCCGAGGCCGUUUCAGAGCAGAUCCGUGAAUGGAGUGGCGAUGCUGAACGUAAUGUGCCAUAUGUGAAGAGCCACAACGUAUGGGGCAAGCGGUAUGAUUAUGAUCGCUUGGUCACCACUGAGGGCUGGAAACAGCUAGGAAAAUGGGGUGCUCGGAAUAGAAUCGUCUCAGCGGGCUAUGAUCACAGUUUGGGAGUUGAUCGGAGAACGGUUCAGUAUGCGCUAAACUAUUUGUAUGGUCCUUCUUCUGGCCUCUAUUCCUGCCCCAUUAGCAUGACGGAUGGUGCUGCGUUUAUUCUCUCAUCGAGAAUCGGCAAGCUCCCACCGACACAUCCGUUCCAGACUGCCUUCCAGGGCCUGAUCUCCGAGAAGGACGAUCACUGGACCUCGGGCCAGUGGAUGACCGAAAGAGCCGGUGGCAGCGAUGUCCAAAACACCGAAACCUGGGCCACAUACUCACCACUAGCUAAUCCCUCAGGCGUCGAUGCUCUGGGUGAAGGUGACUACCUCAUCAGCGGAUUCAAGUUCUUCUCCUCAGCCACAGAUGCCAACCUCGCACUUCUGCUCGCGAAAACGCCCUCCGGCAAACUCAGCACCUUCCUUGCGCCACUGCGACGAACCGUGGUGGGCCCGGACGGGACUUCUAGAGUCGUAUCAAACGGCGUGAGAAUCCACCGCCUGAAGAAUAAGCUCGGUACCAAAGAACUACCGACAGCCGAGUUAGAAGUGAAGGAUAUGCGAGCGCAUCUCGUUGGUGAGUUAGAUCAGGGCAUCGUUACCAUCGCGCCUUUGCUCAACGUCACCCGUCUGCAUACAUUCAUCGGCUCGCUCGGCGGCUGGCGCCGCGCUAUCAGCAUCACGAAGAGCUUCGCCAAGGCACGCACUACUGUCGGCGAGCCACUCUGGCUCAUUCCCAUGCACCUGCGACUCCUCGCAGACUUGGAAGUGAAGCAUCGGGGCGCUUCAAGCCUUGCGUGGUUUACCGUUGCGCUGUUCGGCCUUGUCGAGGAUAAGAAACCGUCAUCCAAGAAUCUCGCGCAUCUACCCCAGAUCGGCCGGGAAGCCGAGGUGAUUUUCCGUGCCUUGACCGCGACUGCCAAGGCUGUCAUCAGUAAGAUGGCUACUUUGGGAAUCCAGGAAUGCCAGGAGUCGAUGGGUGGAGUCGGGUAUAUGGACGAGGCCGACGAGCCCGAGUUUAACAUCUCCCGCAUCAUGCGCAACAACGCAGUCAAUUCCAUCUGGGAAGGUACAACCAACGUGCUGGCUAGUGAAUUCGUGCGCUACCUUCUCAAGAACGACAAUCUGAAGGUCUUCAGAAAAUGGCUAGACCGCACCCUCGGUUUGAUCAAGAACGCGUCUCUGCGGACAGCUCUGGGUGAUUCGUGGGAUGCUCUGCGUGCUCGUUUCGUGGCUCAAGAUCCUGCCUCGACUGUUGCUGAUGGCCGUCGCUUUAUGUUCACUUUAGCUUGGAUUCUGUGCGGUGCUCUUUUGGCCCUGGAUGCUGAGCGUGACGAUGAUCCUGUGACUGCUGAGAUCGCUCGUCGCUGGGUGCUGAGUAUUGAGGGUGGUGUCGGGGACCAGGUGUUCCAUGAUAUCCUUUCGGUGAAGGAUAAGGCGGGCGCUACAUCUGGUGGAGAGGAGCAUUUGCAGUGGGAUUGCCGUAUUGCUUGGGGUGUUGAUCUGCCGGAGAAGCGCGCUUCUGGUCAUCGGUCCUUGCAAAAGGCCGGUUCAAAGCUCUGA
Molecule: messenger RNA, 1902 nt
Organism: Penicillium bovifimosum
Lineage: Eukaryota; Fungi; Ascomycota; Eurotiomycetes; Eurotiales; Aspergillaceae
Product: putative acyl-CoA dehydrogenase
Exons: 4
Coding region: 1-1902 (633 amino acids)
Molecular function (GO): oxidoreductase activity, acting on the CH-CH group of donors
Source: RefSeq, a predicted model, not a curated record